Molecule: messenger RNA, 2718 nt
Organism: Fonsecaea erecta
Lineage: Eukaryota; Fungi; Ascomycota; Eurotiomycetes; Chaetothyriales; Herpotrichiellaceae
Exons: 2
Coding region: 1-2718 (905 amino acids)
Source: RefSeq, a predicted model, not a curated record
AUGCCUGUACCCAUGAGCCCGUUUCGAGUACCCGCCGCCGGGUUGUUUGAUGUGGAUGAGAAGAAUUUCCCGCCGCUACCAACCCGGCCAGAAACACAGCCUCCACCUUUACAUUCCCGUGUCUCGUCCUUCCAGAGUCAUUACAGCUCGGGUCUUCGAUCAUCCACACCGAAGGUCCCACCGGGUUUCGAGCUCAGCCAUGGACAUCCAGCUCCCAUCAGGUCGGUGUCUCCAACUCCGCCUGCUCAGGCGAUCGGACAACGAAGCACAUCGAUCAGUUCUGCACCUAUCGCUCCGGCAGUUCCAAUCGUGCCUCUAGCUCCCCGCACAUCAACUCCGAAGCAAAAAGGCUCCGAUCUCCCGAAAGAAGACAGCAAGGCCAUACUGGUUGACGAUGCACCGAUUUCGAGCAAAAAGCCUAGCAUCGGGUUGAAUGAAAUCAGUCUAGGCUCGCCCAAGCCAAAGUCAAGCCGCCAAAAGUCUGGAAUGGAGAAGAAAUCGGAUGUAGCGGGAAAGGUUGAAGAGAAGAGUGAGAAGAAAGAUGACCCGCGGCCUCUUACAAAGGCUGAGGACCCCAAGGGCAAAGGGAAAGCGACAGCAAAGGCUGGGAAGUCGGAAUUACCUCAAGGAACCAUUUCGGAUGCCCGUACUAACUCGCCGAUAACAUCUGUCAGCACUGGUGGCUUGGACAAGUCUGCUACGCCAAUUUUAGAUUCUGCUGUUGUUGGCACACCGGCGACAAUGAGCCCACGACCGAUCACUCCUGUGACUACAACUCCGUCGGAAACGUCAAAGACAUCCGUGCCCCGACCAAGAACUCUCCGCCUAACGACUGGAAUGGUCAACAAGGCGCUGGAGCAGACCCCUGCUUCCGCUACCACCGAGAAAUCCAGCACUGUACCUCCCGUUUCGGCUUUCAAGAAAGGCUCACGGCGACCAUCUCUCUCUUCGGCCCAGCUUAGUAGGCCUUCAACUCCAGCGAUGUCCGAGCGGCCUUCUCAUGACGCUUCCCGCGCGAGCUCUCCACCCCCGAGCAUUGUUGGUUCUGCUCCGGAACGAACCAAAAGCAAGGCUCAACUAAAGAAAGAACGGCGAGAGAAAGCUAAGAAGACAGCUGAACCGGCUGACGCAGUCCCUAGCGCUGCUACUACGCCCGUGGUAGAAGAGGUUGCACCGGUCAUUGCUCGGCAAAAGAAGCAGAAGAAACAACGGAUUGAGAGUAGUGCUCCGGCUAGUGGCGACGAGAGAGCGAAACCAAAGAGCCAGGAGAUCGGCACAAAGUUGCAAGAAGCAAUCGAGAAACAGAAAUUGGAAACUACCGGAGAUGGAGUCGACCAAAAGAAGAUCGAGCAGAAAGACAAGGCUGCCCUUCUCGCUUCGCAGCAGGUCGAAAAAUCUGCAAAUCAGCCUCAGAAACCGGGCACUCCUCGAACAGCCACACCUAGGCAAGAGUCUGUCGCUAAAGUUGAAGAAGCCAAGGGCCCCUACACGAUGCGCGACCUGUACAAUGAAGCUGAGAAGAUGGCCGCAGCCACUGACGGCCUUUCGACCCAUGCCGCCAUUCAAAAAUUGCUCAACGAGCAUAUUUCGUCGAUGCCUAAGAUCUUUCAUUCGCUCAUCCAAAUAGGGGAACUCUCCAGGGAUCAUCCGUGGCUCAAUCCACCCUCUUUCAACUCAGCCACGUACAAAUUACCGCCAGACUCCCGACGCGGGCAAGAUUACCUGGACGGCAACGGAUACAGCGCCAACGAUGCGUUUGGCUAUAUCUACCUGCCACUUAAGGAGAAACAAGCGCUGAAGGACGGCAAUGCCGUCAGUGUUGCGGACGCAGGAGAGCGAAAAGACGACCUGUUGAAGAGAUGUCUGGUGACGCCUAAUGGAUGGGUCCUGAGGCAUCUCAGCGCUGAUGAGGGUGAAAAGCUCCUCGAGCUUGAGGAAAAACGACAAAUAUACCUCGAGGAAUUUGGAGACUUGGGCACCAUGGGGGGUUUGGGUGCGCUGGAAACAGAUGAUUACACCAACCUCAGCGGCGGGAUGGAGAGGCUUGCGAGACAGGGCGAGCGGCACGGUGUCGUUUGGAUCAUGGGUGAGGAUGGUGAAAUUGUCGAUGACGACGAGUUUGAGCCAUUCGACGACGAAGACGGUGAGAUUGACGGCGAAAUCGGGGACAGCGACGAAGAAGUCGAAGACGAGGAAUACGGCGACGGAGAAGGCCUGGAUGAUGAGGGUGAGGAAGAGUUCGAAGCCGACGACUCGGUCAACAUGCCAGGUGGCUGGGAUAACCCACCUCGGGAUCCUCACCAUGCUACUCGGGUUGGUUCUGGCGGGCGAAUUAACUCUCUUCCUGGCCUGGGACCGCAUUCUAGGACGAAUGCUCUGCGACUGCCUUCAAGAGGCCCACCGAUCGGCCCCGAAGAUCCAGCGCAACAGGACAACCGUGUUACUACUGCUGGUCCCAGCACGGCUCCCCAAAACGCAAGCAAACAACCCCGGCCACCAUCAGCAACUGCAAAUGCAGCGAGCGCAACGACGACGGAAAACGUUAACGUGCGUCUUCUUGACGCCGAUGCCCUGCAAAAACGUGUCCAAGAGUCACAAAAGGCACUCGACGCCGCACGAAAGGACAUGGAGAAGACUGAGAAACUUUGGAACAAGAAGGCCAAGGACAUCGGCCGCUGGAGAGAUGGCCUCAUCGGGUCAUUGGGUGUGAAGGGCUAG